This is a messenger RNA of Psylliodes chrysocephalus, 510 nucleotides long. NCBI's taxonomy places the organism in Eukaryota, Metazoa, Arthropoda, Insecta, Coleoptera, Chrysomelidae. The record is from the annotation of a GenBank genome assembly.
AUGGCUGAAGUAGUUAUUCGGGAAAAGCACCGAUUUGGGCUAAGUGACAAUAUCAUUGGUAUAUCUUUUCAUACUACAUCGUCUAAUACAGGACUGAUCCAAGGGGCAUGUACCAGAAUUGAAAGGGAAUUAGGACAAACAUUGUUGUGUUUGACGAGUGUUGUAACAUACCAUCAAGUGGUCCUGAAAUCCAGAUCUUUCGAAAGUUCCAUAAAUAUGUGGGCUUCACUGGAUAAAAAGUCAUAUACGACAAAGCUGGAUAAGAUACGUCCCGUUCAAGGCUUUAUAGAAGAACAACGAGUGAAAAUGAUUAACUACUUACAAAAUGUCCUAAAAGAUGGAAGUCAUCCAAGAGAAGACUACAAAGAGCUAUUACAACUAUCACUUUUGUACCUAGGAGGUUGGUCUCAAGACGAAUUCAGUUUCAGGAUCCCAGGAGAUCUGCAUCAAGCAAGGUGGAUGGAAAAAGCAAUUUUUGCACUAAAAAUUGUUCUCUUCGCUAAACAGUAA